AUGGAUUCGGACGAUGACUUCAUGAGUGACGUCUCCAGUGAUGGGUUUCUAGGCACCCAGGGCUCUGAUAAUGAGAGUCUGGGCGAAGACUUUGGUGACCUCGACACUGGUUUCUCGGACGACAAAGAUCUCAUUAGGGAUAAGCGGAAGCCAUACGAGGUUGAGUUCAAAGUACUUGAUCCGCCGGAUAUCGACCAGGAGCAGAACACUCAGGUCGACGAGGUAUGCGCUGUACUCGGGUUGCCACCAGAGUCGGCUGCGAUCCUGCUGCGAUUUGGUCGGUGGAACAAAGAGAAGUUGAUCGAGUCAUAUAUGGAUCAUCCAGAGGAAACAUUGGAAGAUGCCGGUCUCGGAACAAAUUUCGAGGGAUAUGCGAAGACUGAGGUUGUCCCGGGAUUCAUGUGUGAUAUCUGCUGCGAGGAGGGAGAUGACCUCGAGACAUAUGCGAUGCGCUGUGGCCAUAGGUUUUGUGUCGACUGCUACCGCCACUACUUGGGGCAAAAGAUCAAGGAAGAGGGCGAAGCUGCUCGGAUCCAGUGUCCAGGGAAUGGGUGCACACGCAUCGUGGAUUCCAAAUCAAUGGAUCUGCUUGUGACGAAGGAUCUCAACGAAAGGUACUGCGAACUCUUGACUCGUACAUACGUUGACGACAAAGAAAACUUGAAAUGGUGCCCUGCUCCAAACUGCAAAUAUGCUAUCGAUUGUGGUGUGAGGACCCGCGAUCUUCGUCGUGUGGUGCCAACAGUGCGAUGUUUCUGCAAGCAUGAAUUCUGUUUUGGUUGCACUCUUGCCGACCACCAACCCACUCCAUGCACAUUGGUCAAAAUGUGGCUACAGAAAUGCGAAGACGAUUCUGAAACUGCCAACUGGAUCUCAGCCAACACUAAAGAGUGUCCAAGAUGCAACUCAACCAUUGAGAAGAACGGUGGUUGCAACCACAUGACCUGCAGGAAGUGCAAGCACGAGUUCUGCUGGAUGUGCAUGGGCCUCUGGUCCGAACAUGGCACAAGCUGGUAUAACUGCAACAGAUACGAAGAGAAAUCAGGCUCGGAUGCACGCAGCGCUCAAGCCAAAUCACGCUCAUUCCUCGAGCGCUAUCUACAUUACUAUAAUCGCUAUGCAAACCACGAGCAGUCUGCGAAGCUUGACAAGGACCUUUACCUCAAGACCGAGAAGAAAAUGACGAGUCUUCAAUCACAAUCUGGUCUGUCUUGGAUUGAGGUGCAGUUCCUAGACACCGCGUCGCAGGCCUUGCAGCAGUGUCGCCAAACUCUCAAGUGGACCUACGCGUUUGCAUUCUACCUUGCACGAAACAACUUGACUGAAAUCUUCGAGGAUAACCAGAAAGAUUUGGAGAUGGCCGUCGAGAGCCUGAGUGAAAUGUUUGAGAAGCCAGUGUCCGAACUAGCGGGGCUCAAAGUCGAUAUUCUUGACAAGACCGCCUAUUGCAACAAGCGUCGAGUGAUCCUUCUGAGCGACACCGCCGAGAAUUUGAAAAAUGGUAAGAUCUCACCUGUUGUUAAUAACCGUGGCACAUUUAUUGACCAUUUUAACAGGAGAGUGGUCAUUUAA
This is a messenger RNA of Penicillium salamii, 1572 nucleotides long. The record is from the annotation of a GenBank genome assembly. NCBI's taxonomy places the organism in Eukaryota, Fungi, Ascomycota, Eurotiomycetes, Eurotiales, Aspergillaceae.